Molecule: messenger RNA, 2252 nt
Organism: Cimex lectularius (bed bug)
Lineage: Eukaryota; Metazoa; Arthropoda; Insecta; Hemiptera; Cimicidae
Gene: Mgat2
Product: alpha-1,6-mannosyl-glycoprotein 2-beta-N-acetylglucosaminyltransferase
Exons: 14
Coding region: 464-1999 (511 amino acids)
Biological process (GO): protein N-linked glycosylation; oligosaccharide biosynthetic process
Cellular component (GO): Golgi membrane; Golgi stack
Molecular function (GO): alpha-1,6-mannosylglycoprotein 2-beta-N-acetylglucosaminyltransferase activity
Source: RefSeq, a predicted model, not a curated record
CCGGUCAGUCUACAGCCUUCGUAGGUGCCGAUACGUCUCGUGAUUACCGGUUCAAGUCGAUGUUCGGCCUGCCAACAAUGCGAUCUACGUCAAAUUUUCCCCAGGGCUGAGAUCCGUUUGGUUCGCACCGAAUUUUAUUAUGCCAAUCGCUCCUCCGAAUCACUGGCACGAUCACAGUCAGUUUGGAACUUAAAGUAACAGGAUUGGUAGAGGAAAAUAAUCACCACUGGGCGGAUUAAUGAUAACGUCAAAUUCACCACGCAGAACAAGAACUUGUGAGGAUGGGGUCGCUGGAUAAGCAUCCAUCUUCACUGAAUCCUUCCAAGGCUUCAGACUCGGCCUCUUGAAGUGAUGCGUGGUGAGUUGGAAACGUUUUAAAAACAAAAAGUCCCAAUUUUAAAGAAGAGAAUGUGCUCUUUUAUGAACGUUUGUGCUCCUCCGAGGCAGCAAAUGUAAAAAAAUUAUGACCGGAGUCUUUUAUUUGGAAGAUAACCUGGAGCAAUUCAGAAGAAGCAGACAGCCAGUUGUCCGUGUAAGGGUGACAGUUGUUGGUAGGAGAAGAUUCCCAUGCCUGAGAACUCUACUUCUCAUAUUCGCUAUGUUCUUCCUCUGCCUCCAACUCCACGUCUCCAAUCUGACGGGGAGGGAGUCUUCCACAGAGCCCGUCAACGACUCCGCAGUCAUCCUCAGCAUGGUGCCGCAGGUUCUUCAUAAAUUUUUAAAUGCUAAACCGAGAAAUAUAAGCAACCUAGCAAAUGGCACAUUCGGGAACCAGACGGAUUAUAAGAACAUACCGAUACCAGAGAUACUACGAAAUAUUUAUAAAUACAAUAAUGCACAAACUGUUCACAACGAAGAUAUAUUUGGACCAAUACAGAACGACACUCUAAUCAUCGUUAUUCAGAUACAUACAAGAAUAGUUUAUCUAAGGCAUCUGAUAGUAUCUUUGGCACAAGCAAGGGACAUAGAUACUACACUCAUCGUCUUCUCUCACGACUACUACGACCCAGAGGCAAAUGAGUUGGUCCAGUCAGUGGACUUUGCAAGGGUCAUGCAAGUUUUCUACCCGUACUCUAUUCAGACUCAUCCCAACACUUUUCCUGGACAGUCUAAAGGAGAUUGCCCUCGAGAUAUUAACUAUCAACAUGCCCAAAUUUUAAAAUGCACUAAUGCUGAUCACCCAGACUUGUAUGGACACUACAGGGAAGCGAAAUUCACUCAAACAAAACAUCAUUGGUGGUGGAAGGCAAACAGAGUUUUUGAUCAGCUUGAAGUAACGAGGAACCAUACAGGGCUUGUACUGUUUCUUGAAGAAGACCAUUAUGUGGCAGAGGACUUCAUUUACAUCCUGAGGCAAAUGCAAGGUGCCUGCAAUGUGGCAUGUCCACAAUGCAACAUCCUCUCUCUUGGAACGUACCUCAAGACUUACAACUAUUACGGUCACACAAAACAGAAAGAGGCACUGCGUGCUCUCAAACGACACCAGGCACUCUCAGCUGCAGCUGUUCCGCCUUCGUGGGGCUUCCACAUCUUACCAUCACUCUAUCAGCACUAUCAUAAGGCCGAGGUAACUCCUUGGGUAAGCAGUAAACACAACAUGGGGAUGGCGUUCAACAGAUCCGUAUGGAGUGAGCUGAGAAGAUGUGCUCAGCACUUCUGCUCCUACGAUGAUUACAACUGGGACUGGAGCCUUCAACAAGUAUCACUGCAGUGCUUGAGGGUCAAGCUUACUGCAAUGGUCAUGCGAGGACCAAGAGUCUUCCAUAUUGGAGAAUGCGGAGUCCAUCACAAGAAAAAUAACUGCGAGAGCACUGCUGUGAUAUCAAAGGUUCAGAAAGUACUGGCGAACGCAUCCCGCCACCUCUUUCCGUCUCACCUCACAGUCACUUUCACGACAGUGUCGAAAAAGAACAAGCUCAGGAAAGGCAACGGGGGAUGGGGAGACGUACGAGACCACCAGCUUUGCAUGAACAUGACACUCCCGGUUAAUCAUAGUUAGCCCAAGUAGCCCACGCUUCACAGCCCGCGUAUCAGAGACGGGUUUUGAAGUGUGGCAUGCUGAAACAGUUUUUUGAGUCAAACAUUCCUCAAAGGCUUUUUUAUUUCCUUUAUCGAAGAAAUGUCGCAACAGGAAAAUUUGCUUUUGAAAAUAAUUUAACGUGUUAUUCGGCAAAAAAAAAAAAAAAAAAGAAUAAAACUAUCAUAGUAUUAAGUACCAACAAAUCAUAUAGAACAAACUUAGUUGCAAGUAG